This is a messenger RNA of Hyla sarda, 2720 nucleotides long. RefSeq names its product ciliary microtubule associated protein 1B (gene CIMAP1B). Gene Ontology annotation, cellular component: cytoskeleton. Bases 199 to 969 code for a protein of 256 amino acids. NCBI's taxonomy places the organism in Eukaryota, Metazoa, Chordata, Amphibia, Anura, Hylidae. The record is from RefSeq and is a predicted model, not a curated record. The transcript has 7 exons.
GCCGCAGCGUCGUUACCAUGGCACCGGUUACUAGGGGCCCCGUUACUCUAGGAGACAUAAACAAUGGCCACGGUAAAUCCCGGAGCCCGCAGGUAGACCAGUCAGUGCAGCGGCCGGGCGCGGCGGACGUAGGAGCAGAGGACGUCACGUCAGUCGUACUCCACCCCGUGUAUGGUUGCUGUCCAGCAUUAGCUCACAAUGACUACUGAGGUGCAGAUUGGACCUUGGAAACCGCACAGGCCACGGGGGCCAAUUGCCGCUUUAUACAGCAGUCCCGGACCUAAAUACGCCUUGCCAGGAAACACAGGUUAUGUACAACAUGAUCCAAGUAAAUAUCGAGCCCCCGCAUUCAGCUUCGGUAGUCGCAGAUUCAAGUUUGUGGAUGACUGCUCUCCAGGACCAGGGUAUUUGGUGCCAGCUAACAUCACCAUGAGGGGAAAAGAUGGAACACCUGCUUAUUCGCUCUAUAGCAGACCAAGGGACCUGAAUACAUUCAGGACUCCAGGACCAGGGAGCUAUUCUCCUGAGCGUGCUGGCAAGUCUGCCUAUCGGUCAGCUCCAAUUUAUUCCUUAGGAGCAAGAACAAAGACGUUCAGCAACGAUCAAACUCCAGGGCCAGCAUCAUACAUGCUUCCAUCAGUGCUAGGACCAAAAAUUGUGAACAAGUCAUCAGCACCAAACUACUCAAUGACUGGAAGGAGUAAAAUUGGAAGCUUCCAUGAAGAUCUACAAAGAACACCAGGACCUGGAACAUACCGGGUUGUUGAUCCAAUAACAUAUAAAUAUAAGCCCCCUCAAUACAGCAUGAUCGGCAGAAACUCCCUGCCUGGAGAUACUACACAAAAGCCUGGACCAGGGGCCUACAGUCCUGAAAAGGUCGUGUUGAGCAAAUCCCAAGCCCCUAACUUUUCUUUUGGAAUCCGACAUUCUGAAUAUGUUGCCCCCUUGAUUGUGGAUGUAGCAGAUUAACAAAUGGAUGAGAAGAAGACCAGCGAGUAAAUGGCUAUAAAAACAUUACAUAGUUCACUUCAGACAUGUCUUUUUUCUGCUUUAAGACAAUGCAGAUACACCAAUGUGUUCAUAUUACAGACACAUAAAAAUUAUGUUGGGUCCCUAAAAUGUAAUAGGUUAAACAUACUUUGCUUGUUAAAGGGAUACUCUGGCAAUAACAAAUUAUCACCUUUCCACUACAUAGGUAAUAUCUGCUAGAUUGGUAGGUGUCCAACUGCUGUGGCCCCAUUCCCCCUUUAAAUGGAGCAACGGUCAAGCAUGCACGCCAACACUUGAAAGACAUCUGUGAAUGACAAACAUAGCCAGACCCCCAAUGAUCUAAUGAAUAGGUGAAAAUUAGUUAUUCCUGGAAUACCCCUGUAAAUUGUAAUGGUUACAUGCAAAAAACAUACAUCACUAAUUCAUGACUAGGUAUAAUACACUUUGGACUCCAACAGGCUAUGCACAUAUGGUCGGUCAGAGUAAUACCAAUUUUAAUAGGAGCCACCAACAAUCUACAAUGCAUGAGGGCAGCCAUGGGUUUUAACCUGCCUUAUCCUUUGUGUAGCUAAGUGUUGUGUAGCUGCGAUUUAAUACCCCCAGACCUUUUAUUGGAAUACCAUAUUUGUUUAACAGCUGUCAAAUAUGGAUGAUUGGUUAAAGGAGUAUUCCUGUAUAAAUUUUUUUUUUAUAAAAGUCGGAGACUGGAGUAGCCAGCAACAGACAGGGAAAAGGGGAGCAACGUUAGGCAAAAAAAAUAUCUAAUAAUUAUGUGUUGGCUGUGCCUAGGCAGGCUAUACCUCUCCUACCCACAUUAGGCUAGUCAGUUUUAGCCUAAUGUCCCCCAAUGUAAUACAUGAGAAAGAAGCAGCUUUUUAAGGCAGAUUUCAUACAUGUGGCGUUUGUCUGUGUGAGCAUGCCCUAAGUCUGGGAUUGUACACGAGCAUAAGACUAAGCAUGGAAAAUCUAUUAACAUUUGUACAGACUUGUAGUACAGGUGAAAAUAAUACUAUUCCUUGCUCUGUGGCUCCUUUCUUUAGUAAGCCCUGGUCUUCUAGAUAUGCUUGUUAUCCUGAUUGGUGCAUUGGAGGCAUACCUAAGCCCUGGGUGCAUGGUGAUAUCCAACUGGCAUCUUCAUAGUAACACCCCCUCCCUUGUGCUUGGCCUCGUCUGAGUGAAUGAGUUCCACUCUGCAGUUAUGCACAGUAGUCGAGGUCACAGCCAUCAUGUUGCAGAGUGGAGUUCCAUUCUGCAUCGGAGGAGGCUCCGCACAAGGGAGGAGGCGUUACACUGAAGAUGCUGGCUAGACGUUACCAUGCACUUGAGGCUUGGAAAUGCCCCCUCCAUGCACCAAGCAGGAUAAUUACCAUAGACAGAAGACAGGGGAUUACUAAAGAAUAACUUAUUUUAUAAGGUAUGCUCUCUACAAAAAUCUAUUUUUUUUAUACUUUAUUAUGACCAUCUGAUAAUGAAAGGCUAUGGACACGUUUGCACAGAUUUUUUUUAUUGUUCAUUUGCUUCCUAAAUAUAAAAUUAGGAAACUUUAUACAUAGACUUCAAGAACUUCCUACCAUUUUGCUGUUGUAGAGUCUUUGUAGUUUUAUAGGGCCUCAUUUCUGAUUCCAGCAGCAGUAAGGGUCAGGAGGUUGUAUAUGACAGGUCACAAUGUGUAGACAGCCAAGUAUUUGAGUUUUCAGCAAGGGCAGAUUGGAGAGAAAAGCAGAAACACA